This is a messenger RNA of Achroia grisella, 1537 nucleotides long. It is a transcript of the gene Lrr47, whose product is annotated as leucine-rich repeat protein 1. The record is from RefSeq and is a predicted model, not a curated record. Gene Ontology annotation, molecular function: protein binding. The transcript has 5 exons. Bases 263 to 1492 code for a protein of 409 amino acids. Lineage: Eukaryota; Metazoa; Arthropoda; Insecta; Lepidoptera; Pyralidae.
AAAAACAUCGAUUAUUUAUGGAAAAUAAUAAUAUUUUUUUAUAUUCUUACGUAUGUUGUCAGCGCGACAUUAGUUUACAGAUCUGUGGUUUACUAAAGUUUAUCUUCCUUUAUUUCAUGUUUGAAUUAGGUGUUUUGAAUAUUUGUUCGCAAUCCCAUAUCGUUAUUCCGUUUUCCGUUAUUUCUUUUCAUUAAUGUUUUAAAAGUACUAAAAAAUAUUUUCAAGUUUAUUUAAAUAUAUUGUAUCAAUUUAACUACUAACCAUGAAAUUACAAUGUCAAAUAUGUAUUAUAAAUAGAUUACACAGUAAUUUUAACGUAAAAACCAGCGGCAAAUAUUUAAAGUCAACAUUAGCUUUAGGCAAGGAACUUACAGAACAAAAUGAAUACUUUUUAUUACAUUUUUCGUCCUUAAAUAAAACUGGAAUCAAAUAUCGUGUAAAGAAUAUGACGAAAGUUUUUGUAAAAUGUUUAAGUGAAGGUAAAGCAACUUUGAGGUUUGAAGACCCACCUCACGAUUUGUGCAUAAAAGGCGAAUCAAUCCAGUUGAAAUGUUUCAUGCGACUAUUGAAAUCCUGCGUGACUGGGGAUGUAAAGGAGCAACAAUUGUCUAAUUUGUGUAAUAUUAGUGUUACUACCAAAGACAGUGUUCCAACCAAACUUAUAAUUAAUGACCGUAGUGAAUUCCCUUCCAAAGGACUACCACGUACAUUAGAAACUCUACACAUUAAUGGUCUAAGACUGUGCAACUUUCGUAGAGAAAUUUUACUAUUGAAACACUUAGUAAUUCUUGAUUUAAGCAACAAUGAAAUUGAAAAUAUUCCACCAGAAUUUGGUAGAAUGCCGUGUUUAAGUGAAUUAUAUGUAGCCAACAAUAAACUUGGUGCAAAAGAAAAAGUUGAUUGGAGGUGGCUCUUUGGUCCUCAGCUUAUAAAAAUGUUAAAACUCCUGGAUUUGUCAGGAAAUAACUUAAAAAGUCUGCCAAAAUCAAUUUGGAAAAUACAAAAAUUAGUCACAUUGAAGCUUGACAAUAACUUGCUACAGCGAUUGCCUGCUGCUCUAGGUCGUAUAAACUGUUUGAGAUAUUUAACAAUUUCAAAAAAUAAGCUGUCAGCACUCCCCUGCAGUCUAAUGCAGUGUCAUUUGGAAUAUAUUGAUCUCUCAUCUAACAGCUUCCAUCAUACAGAUGUUUCAGUAGAAUUAAAUAGAAAUAGUGAUUGGAAAUGUUACAUAAGCAGUUUACUACAUCUGUCAUCUGAGGUUGUAUUAAGAAACAAGUUUUACUAUGCACCUAAUCUUAUUCCUUUGACAUUAGUCCAGUUCUUGGAUGAUGCAAAUAUGUGUGUGUGUGGUGCUCCAGUCGUGAAUGACAAGUUGUAUAUAAAUAAAAAAUUUGAAUUAAAAGAUUUUUUUCGAAUUGUAGUUUUUGAUAAUAAUAGAAACAGUGCUGUCGAUUUUGAAUGUUACUUUUGCUGUAAGUGUCGAAAGCGGUAAUUAUUUAUAUAAUAAAUAAAAUAUUUUUAUUCAUGUAUUAAAAUA